AUGGCCAUGGAGAAGCCUUGGAAGUGCGGGGACUGUGGCAAGGGCUUCAACUACCCGUCGCUGCUGGAAAUCCAUCGGCGCAGCCACACCGGGGAGCGGCCGUUCACCUGCGGCGCCUGCGGGAAGGGCUUCGCCCAGUCCUCCCACCUGCUGACCCACCAGCGGGUCCACGCCGAGGAGAGGCCGCCGGCAGGCGAGGAGGGGGGCCCGGACCAGCCGCCCCAGGCCGCCCAGAGCCGGUUCCGCUGCUCCCACUGCGGCAAGGGGUUCAGGCGGUCGCAGAAUCUGGUCGAGCACGAGCGCACGCACACCGGCGAGAGGCCGUUCGUCUGCUCCGCCUGCGGCAAGGGCUUCACCCGCUCCUCGCACCUCGCCACCCACCGGCUGGUGCACACCGACCGGCGGCCCUUCCGGUGCUCCCAGUGCGAGAAGAGCUACAAGACCACCAGCGACCUGCUGAUCCACCAGCGGGUCCACAACGAGGAGCGGCCCUUCCGCUGCGCCGCCUGCGGGAAAGGGUUCACCCUGCUGUCCAGCCUGCAGAAGCACCAGCGCUCGCACACCGGCGAGCGGCCGUUCACCUGCCCGCUGUGCGGCAAGUCCUUCAUCUACCUGACCAGCCUCAGCUCGCACCAGCUCGUCCACUCGGACCGGCGGCCCUUCCGGUGCUCGGAGUGCGACAGGGGCUUCAAGACCACCAGCGACCUGCUGAGGCACCAGCGGGUGCACACCGGCGAGAAGCCCUUCGCCUGCGCCGACUGCGGCAAGCGCUUCACCCGCUCGUCCCACCUGCUGGCCCACCGGCACACCCACACCGGGGAGAGGCCCUUCGCCUGCCCGGAGUGCGGCAGAGGCUUCGCCCACUCCGCCCACCUGCUGCGGCACCGGCAGCUCCACCAGCAGGGGCCGGGGCCGGGCCUGGCCGCCCCUGCCCGUCCCGCCCAGGACUGGAUGAGAAGGAGAGGACGGACAAGCAACAACGUGACCCGGUCGCUCGGAUUUUGUCAGGAGCUGCGCAUCACUCAGCGUUUGGGUGCAGCAGUGCGGACCGCGGAGAGAGACCCCGCCAUGAAAAAACCGUGGAAGUGUGAGGACUGUGGCAAAGGCUUCCGAGCCCCGUCCGAACUGGAGGUCCAUCGGCGCAUUCACACCGGGGAGAGACCCUUCACCUGCUCCAAGUGUGGGAAGGGGUUCAUCCGGCUGGCCAACCUGCAGUCGCACGAGCGGGUUCACGCUGCCGGGCGGCGCUCGACCUGCCCCCGCUGCGGGAAGGGCUGGGAGCCGCCCGCCAAGCGGGCUUCACCGCCAAGUGCCGACGCCUGCUCUGACUGCAGGGCUGAGCUGAGCCGGCCCCCGCCUGCCCCCGUCCCUCCCCCUCCCCCUCCCCAGCGGGCUGGCGCCAAGGGGCCGCGGCCGUUCGUCUGCCGGCAGUGCGGCAAGGCCUUCACCUGCUCCUCCAACCUCUCCCGGCACCGGCACCUCCACUCCGAGCGGCGGGCGUUCCGGUGCCCCGACUGCGACCAGAGCUUCCGGCGGAGCACCGACCUGUCGCGGCACCGGCGGGCCCACACCGGCGAGCGGCCGUUCGUCUGCUCCAGCUGCGGCAAGGGCUUCGUCGACCCCGGCAACCUGAUGAAGCACGAGCAGAGCCACACCGGCGAGCGGCCCUUCCCCUGCCCACAGUGCGGCAAGCGGUUCCCCCGCUCGGCCACGCUGCUGCAGCACCGGCGCACGCACACCGGCGAGCGGCCGUUCGCCUGCGCCGAGUGCGGCCGGGCCUUCACCUGGUCGUCGCACUUGCAACGGCACCGGCGCACCCACGCCGGCGAGAGGCCGUUCGCCUGCUCCAAGUGUGCCAAACGGUUUACCCGGUCGGCCCACUUGCUGCGGCACCAGCAAGUUCACAACUGAACCCCCCCCCUCUGCCAAUUGCGCAGCUUUCCCCUCUUGAGGAUUGGCGUUCCUCGGAUUGAAACCUGACAGCUCCUGGUUUUAUAUUCACCUCCUGCGGGGACAACGUUCGCUGCUUUACCUUGGGGGAGGUGUGUUUGGGAGGGGGAAGGUCUGGACCAUUUUUUUUUUUUGUCACCCGCGGGAGGUUGGUUAUCACUGGCCAGUCUGUGUUGCCCCCCCAUCCCGAAUUGCUCCACAGGGCAGUUCAGAGCCAACUACGUUCCUGUGGGAGUCUGGACUCUCAGGUCAGCCUGGCAGUUUCCUUUCAACAGUUGGCUGUAGAUUCGUGGUCAUUUUUAUCGAACUCAAAUGUCACGGCGGGAUUUGAACCUGGGUCCUCAGAAUAUCGCUGGGGUCUCUCAAUUACACUGGCACCAUCCCCCCACCUUUUUCCUCCGCUACAUCGAUGGCUGUAUCGGCUGAACAGUUCAUCAACUUCGCUUACGCUUUUUAUCCCCAUGUCAAAUUUACCUGGACCACCUUGGACACUUCCCUCCCCUUCCUGGACCUCUCCAUCUCCACCUCCGGUAACCGACCAACCAAGGACAUCUCCUACAAACCCACCGACUCCCACAGCUACCUGGACUGCACCUCCUCCCACCCCCGCCCCCUGUAAUGCAACAAGGGCAGAACCCCCUCAGUCCUCCCCUUGUACCCUAGCAACCUCCAUGUACAUAGCAUCAGCCUCCUCCACCAUUAGGGGAUAUAUUUCCCUCCCCACCACUAUCAGCGUUUCGGAGAGACCAUUCCCUCUGC
Chiloscyllium plagiosum (whitespotted bambooshark) is the source of this 2709-nucleotide messenger RNA. Lineage: Eukaryota; Metazoa; Chordata; Chondrichthyes; Orectolobiformes; Hemiscylliidae. The record is from RefSeq and is a predicted model, not a curated record.